Molecule: messenger RNA, 801 nt
Organism: Schizophyllum commune H4-8
Lineage: Eukaryota; Fungi; Basidiomycota; Agaricomycetes; Agaricales; Schizophyllaceae
Exons: 1
Coding region: 1-666 (221 amino acids)
Source: RefSeq, a predicted model, not a curated record
AUGGCCCACUCACCAGACACGCCUCCCGAUCAGCGCCGCGGAGAGGACAUUGACGCAGAUCAUGGGCCCAAGCCACACCAGCGUGCGCAGCUCGUAGAACCAGAUACGGUCUUGGAGAGGCAUGUCGGACGGCCGCUGCCACGCCCAGCGAAGGCCGAACUCCAGCACCACACCCACUGCCGCCGUUCAGCACCAUUAGAUUGGAUCCGGGGCUCUCCCUUACACGCAACCACGAGCAUACUAGCGGACAGCGCGGCUUCUGCGCAGCGGCUACGCGGCCACAGCACUCACGCGCGCCAGACGACGACCGCCGCGUCCACCAGGUAUUAUGCAGAUGACCUCAGUCGUCUGUCCCAAAGUCUCAAUAGUCGCAUACUCACGUUGCCCCGCGUCGCCAUGAGGGCGAAGGGCUCCACGCCGUCCACGAUCCCCGUCGCGUGCUGGCAGGAGGCGGGUGUCCGCGCUGAGCUCGUGCGAUCCAUCGCGAGGAAAGAGAUCGCCAAUGUGGAGCAGGUGCCAAUGACUACGAGCGCCAGGACGGAGGGAGGAGACCAGGUUUGGAGACGCCUGGCAGUGCUUGGUCAUUAUCACGACCAGAAUGUUGCGCCACGAGUCGUGAAGGCAAGCAGGGGGCAGGCAUCGUCGAUUCUAAUCUGGCUCCCAUAGCGCUCCAGGAAUCCGUGAUUCUUCAGCUAUAGCCAUCUGCGUGUACUUACAACCUUUUCGACGACGGACUAUACAGCACGGCCGGACGAGAUAUUCUUUAGUAUUGCGCUCCGACGUCCGUACGCACCCUCAAGC